ACCAUCACGUGGAAUGCAACCCCUUAACGUAAACAAUCCUCGCUCGUCUGCAGAGACUCUCCCCCCUCCCACACGAGUGUGCAUAUACCACUCCCUUCUCCUCAGUUUGCUCCUUCCUUUCUCCGUCCAAAUCGCCUUCCGCUCUUGCUGUUAUGUCCUCCCCAUUCCUCCGUACAGUUGUCACAGCCAACCGCAGCAUCAUGCGCGCUGCCGGCCGCCCUGGAGCAAAGAAGGGCAGCUCCACCGCACUCAAUGGCGAUGCUCGAAAUGAUCUUAUCAAGAAGGUUCUGUUUGACGCCCCUCCUAGACCACCCGUGCGCAUGUCUCCCGAAGACCUCGCCCGCCAUGAGACUAUCGAGCGUGCCUGGAAGCUCGUCCGUCAACAGCGCAAGCAGGAGCAGGAGAAGACUCUGGCCCGGAAAUUCGAAAUGAUGCGCAAGGCCAACGCCGAGCUCGAGGCCACCAGCCCAAUCCUGUUCAAGCACUCGCAGACCAAGGAAAGGAACGCCGUCUUCCCAAGGCAGCUCAGGACCCUCACGGAUACGCCCGCAAAGCAGAUCUGGAACUAUCGCCAGUCGACAGCAACCAGCCACAAGGCAUGAGGGGCCGAUCCGAUAAUGCAGAUCAGCGGUACCAGGGAAACAUCUAGCCACUAACAACGUGCAACGGAUUUCAGUCCUCUGGAGCAGAAACAGGAUAUAGCUCAUUUCGAUCCGCUCGGGAUGUACUGGCAAGCAGGAGCGGGAGCAUAGCAGAGGAAGAAAGCGCGGAAGCAUCAUUGAUACUUAGACACUCAGCACCACAUUGUACACCACCGAAAUAUAUCUAUUACGAUUCAUC
Gamsiella multidivaricata is the source of this 840-nucleotide messenger RNA. RefSeq lists its product as uncharacterized. The transcript has a single exon. Lineage: Eukaryota; Fungi; Mortierellomycota; Mortierellomycetes; Mortierellales; Mortierellaceae. Gene Ontology annotation, molecular function: structural constituent of ribosome. The record is from RefSeq and is a predicted model, not a curated record. Bases 153 to 602 code for a protein of 149 amino acids. Gene Ontology annotation, biological process: mitochondrial translation.